AUGGCGGACAUCAGAGGAGGUGCAGUUGUUUGUAGCGACACCUGUGGCUGUCCUUCUCCAUGCCCCGGCGGCGCCGCUUGCAGCUGCGUAAAAACUGAAACGGGGAGCGGGGUGACUCACAAGGUGUGCUCGUGCGGUGAGCACUGUGGCUGCAACCCCUGCACCUGUUCCAAGACCGAAGUGACUUCCACCGGCAGAGCGGUCUGCAAAUGUGGCCCCGGCUGUACCUGCGUCACUUGUAGUGCUUAG
Molecule: messenger RNA, 249 nt
Organism: Carica papaya (papaya)
Lineage: Eukaryota; Viridiplantae; Streptophyta; Magnoliopsida; Brassicales; Caricaceae
Product: metallothionein-like protein 4A
Molecular function (GO): zinc ion binding
Source: RefSeq, a predicted model, not a curated record